AACUUCCUCCCCGGCUACGAAAGGGACGUUCCAGUAACCAAUAUGCACCCGCAAAGAGAGAGCAGGCUGCUAUCCGCGCCUGUGGAGAUUCGACGCGCUAUUUAUGCCAUGAUCAUACCCCGUGAAAUACACGCUUUUCUCUCGCGGGGUAGACUUCGCUUAUCAGUGUGCCUCGAACCCAAUUUAGGAGAUGACAGCCACGAUGGCCGUGAGCGGCGAUCAGGAACCGACCACGAAGGCAUCAGUAAGUGGGCUAGGCGCUUGCGAUCAUCAUGGGGACCGCAUUGGGAAUGCGAAGAAACCUCCCACGCGCGUUAUCAAUCUAAUAUCCACGGUUUUCUUUUUCUGUGCAAACAAGUGUUCUUCGAGGUCUCCGACAUAAUGACGGAAAUAGCGGCCAUCAACGUCACUGAUCUCGAGACCUUAAGCAUCUUAUUAGGGCGUGAUCAGUCAAAGGAUGUAUUCAAUUAUUCAUGGAUAUUAUGGGAACAUAUAUGUUUUACUAAUAUUCGCAAGCUCAAUCUUACUUUUCGACUUCCAGUGGCUUCCUACAGAGAGUUGGAAGACGAGGAUACGGUGCCAAGACAAAUGAGCACUGAGUCGACAGUGAGAGCCCUAUGGGCAUCGUCUUGGCCAGAUCUUUUAAUAUCUCGAGAACUUCGCAGUCUACACAUCUGGUUGGAUCAUGAUAAUUCUUCGUCAUGGUCGACUGUGAAAGAGCGCAUGGUAUUACGGACUCUCUCCGCUGCGCUCACAGCUCAUAAACAGGCGCCAUCUCAAACAGAAACCCCACAAGCGCCAGAUGUUGUGGUCAGCCUCCCCAAGUUGCACCCGGGUAUGGCUGCACCGGGUUCUCAUUUUACCCAGGAUAGUCUGUCCUUACCAUUCACCAUACAGCGACGAUACCGUCAACGAUGGCAUUGUAAAGAGACAAGCAAUGGUGAUCUGGACAUACAAUAUCGACCUGAUUUUCCUAUAAUGGAAGAGCUCCGUCACCUUGAGCCAGACCGCGAGUGGACGUUGCAGGGCAUCGAGGAGCUUGAAAUAACGUUAUUGGAGAGUGGCGAGGAUGUUGAGGCAGUGUUUGGUGAGCUACUCAACAGUCCCAGUAUUUGCUAUUGAGAUUCGCGUAUGCUUGGUAAGAUUCAUAUCGAAGACAGCACAGGACGAGCUGACCCAAUGAAGCGCGUGUGAGGCCGCGAAAUGACAUCUGGCUUCGCCACCAAUUGGCUCGGAUGUACCGUAGUUUGGCACGCAUGAAGACACACUACAACCCACUGGUAAUAUGAGAUUAUCAACCAAGAUCCCCAUCGCAAAGUUAUGUCUCGUGGAAGCUCUCAGUGGUCGAAGUGGUAAAUAAUCUAACCUACG
Xylaria bambusicola is the source of this 1371-nucleotide messenger RNA. RefSeq lists its product as uncharacterized. The record is from RefSeq and is a predicted model, not a curated record. The coding region runs from base 43 to 1122 and encodes 359 amino acids. The transcript has 2 exons. NCBI's taxonomy places the organism in Eukaryota, Fungi, Ascomycota, Sordariomycetes, Xylariales, Xylariaceae.